Messenger RNA from Acaulospora colombiana, 141 nucleotides. The record is from the annotation of a GenBank genome assembly. NCBI's taxonomy places the organism in Eukaryota, Fungi, Glomeromycota, Glomeromycetes, Diversisporales, Acaulosporaceae.
AUGGAGGAGACUUGUGACUAUCAAGGUGGACACCAAGAAAUGGUCCAUGGGUGGCAGGAGGCGAGCGCUUUCACGUCGAUUAUGAAGUCAAACAACACCCUCGAAACCUUUGAAAUUAACCCAAUGCAAUGUGCCGGUCUG